Molecule: messenger RNA, 1254 nt
Organism: Alternaria ethzedia
Lineage: Eukaryota; Fungi; Ascomycota; Dothideomycetes; Pleosporales; Pleosporaceae
Product: Glycerol-3-phosphate dehydrogenase [NAD(+)]
Exons: 2
Coding region: 1-1254 (417 amino acids)
Biological process (GO): carbohydrate metabolic process; glycerol-3-phosphate catabolic process
Cellular component (GO): cytosol; nucleus; glycerol-3-phosphate dehydrogenase (FAD) complex
Molecular function (GO): glycerol-3-phosphate dehydrogenase [NAD(P)+] activity; NAD binding
Source: RefSeq, a predicted model, not a curated record
AUGGCGACUCUCAGUGCUGGACGUAAGCACAAGGUGACGAUUGUUGGCUCCGGCAACUGGGGCACCACCAUGGCCAAGCUGGUCGCCGAGAACGUCAGGGAGCAUCCGUCGCUGUUCGAAGAGACCGUGCAGAUGUGGGUGUUCGAGGAGGACUACACCUUCCCAAAAGAGUCGCCUCACUACAGCGGCUCCGACAAGCCCGAGAAGCUCUCGCAAAUCAUCAACAAAGUCCACGAGAACGUCAAAUACCUCCCCAACAUCAAGCUUCCGUCCAACGUCGUCGCCAACCCCGAUCUCCCCGACUCUUGCAAGGACUCGACCAUGCUCAUCUUUGUCCUCCCACAUCAGUUCAUUGCACGUUCAAGCCAGCAGCUGGUCGGCAAGAUUCUGCCAUAUGCGCGAGCUAUCUGCUGUACAAAGGGUGUUGAUGUCAGCGAGAAGGGCAUUCGACUCAUGUCCGAGACCAUUGGCAUGACGCUCAACAUCUAUUGCGGUGCCCUAUCGGGAGCCAACAUCGCUUCCGAGAUUGCCCAAGAGAAGUACUCCGAGACGACAGUAGCGUACGACCCGCCACCAAUGGACUCGCGCAACCCUACCCCCAGCGGCUCGCCGAGUGCCUCGCAGACUGAUCUUACUGCUCAUGUUGAUCUUAUCGACCCCAGUAAGAAGAAACCCAGUAAGCGUUCGGCGCAUCUGACUGCUCUCCCCAACGAGUACCCCCCUCUAUCGCACGAGAAUGUUCGAAAGCUCUUCCAUCGCCCUUACUUCCACGUACACAUCGUUAACGAUGUCGCUGGUGUCUCGCUGGGUGGAGCGCUGAAGAACAUCAUUGCGCUGGCUGCAGGCUUCGUGGACGGCUUGGGCUGGGGAGACAACGCAAAAGCAGCGGUCAUGCGUGUCGGUAUCUUGGAGAUGGUCAAGUUUGGCAAGGCUUUCUUCGGAGAGAGUGCUCGUACAAGCACCUUCACUGAAGAAAGUUGUGGUGUUGCCGAUGUUGUGACCUCGUGCAUGGGUGGUCGCAACUUCCGCUGCGCAAAGAUGGCCAUCGCCCGCGGCAAGACCAUUUAUGAGAUCGAGCAGUCUGAGCUCAACGGUCAAAAGCUCCAGGGCACCAGUACUGCCUAUGAGGUCAACGAGUUCUUGAAGGCCGAGGGUAUGGAGGACGAGUUCCCACUCUUCACCGCUGUCUACAAUAUCUUGGAGGGUAACAACAAACCCGAGGAUAUUCCUCAGCUCAUUGAGAAGAAGCCAUGA